AUGUCUGCCGAUGGACUGCUUUUUGGCGUAGGCCUUGUGUACUUUUUGGCCUUCUCCUCUCUUUAUAUUCAACUCCCAGGUAUGACCAUUUAGCUUCCUUGUCAUUUCUAGGUCUCAUUGGCGAUGACGGCAUUGCGCCUGUUCGUCUACUCCCACUCUCAGGUAAAAUCUUAGACAGCUUUCUUAUCGGCCUUUUUGUAUUUGAAGUCCCGAAGUCCUUGCAAGACUUUAUGCUGGGCACGCCAACUCUUCUCCGAUUCAAGGAUCUGGUCAGCCUCGACGCAUAUCACUUUGCUGAAAUGCUCGUCCUCAUUGGAAUUCUAGUCUCCUUCUUGGUCAUCGUGUCGAGAUCACUGAGACUGGUCGCCUUCUAUUUAGUGCUUUGGUUAUGCUUCCUUUCGGUUGUUAAGGUAUUGGUGCUCUUUCUGCAUGCACUUCCCUAGGUAAUUGCCCCACUGGAAAGGUUUUGGUGGAACAGCACCUUGCUCGAAGCUGGAUUACUGGCCACCAUUCUCGCUUUCCAACUUGGGAAACGAAGAUGCUUCUCAUCUUACCCCAUAGUCGCGUUUUCCGUCAAGUGGUUAUUAUUCAGAAUUUCCAUCUCGACUGGCCUCGCAAAACUUUCGCAACAGGACUCAGAAUGGUGGAGUCUCGGAGCAUUGAAAUCGCACUUCGAUUCUCAGGUAAUCAACGCAAAAGAAAUCUUCCUCUCCCCGUUUCGUUGCAUGGCCUGGUUGUUUCCUGGCUAUUUAAAGAUUUUGCAUCAUACAAUUGUGGUAAAGUUCCGAGGUUCUGUUAGAUAUAGAAGCAUCUUUCAUAUGCAUUCGGUCUUAAGUAAUCCGAUUGUAUGGACCUUUUGAAGUGCAGUUAGUAAACGUUACCAAAUGAUGCAGUAGCUUGCUCUGCUGCAUCGUUUUAGAGCCUUUUAAAGCUCUGACUUUUGCCUGAGUAAACGCGAGUCAAAUAAGCCUCUGCCAGCCUUAUAUCGUCUCAGUCUUUUGAAGAAAUCUGUGACGGACUGGACUUUAUCACCAUCAGCCGCUGUUUUGAGGUACAAAAAAUAGUGCUAAAGGUAGAACGUUGAUGUUCGAAUUGCCCUACUCGAGAGCGGAAAUCCCGAAGUGGACGUCAGGACGAGGUAAAACUACCGGUGGUACUUGUUUACUGAUCAUUCCUAGGACUUGGCAGCCUGAGUCUUCGGCUUACCCUAUUUUAGUCAAGACAAUGGUUCGAUCGAACUAUUGCGUAAUAUUUUUCACUCCUCGGCUAAGUUGUGACCGUCUCCGAGUCGCCGCGGUCAAACUGGGGGCAAUCACCAUAUCUUCUUCAACGUUGUUGUCUCUAUAUAUGACGUGUUAGGAAGCUAAUAUGCAUAAACAAGACACAGUUCAUCGGCGCAAUUAACAGACGGUUGUCGCCAACCACGUUUCAACCUUAUUUUACCUAUCUUUUCCUUGGCGAUAGCGUUAAAAAUAGUUUCUUUGCGUACUUUUACAUGUAUAAUACCUCGUUCUGUUCCGCUGUGAAUUGCUUCUCGGUCAUUAAAUCACCUAAGAGGCCUUUGACUUUUUUUCUUUUCAAGCUUCUCCCUACCCCCAUAGCUUGGUAUGCGGCCGCCAUCCCGGAUUGGGUACUUAGAC
This is a messenger RNA of Spirometra erinaceieuropaei, 1640 nucleotides long. Lineage: Eukaryota; Metazoa; Platyhelminthes; Cestoda; Diphyllobothriidea; Diphyllobothriidae. The record is from the annotation of a GenBank genome assembly.